Messenger RNA from Pisolithus orientalis, 962 nucleotides. RefSeq lists its product as uncharacterized. The transcript has 6 exons. The record is from RefSeq and is a predicted model, not a curated record. Lineage: Eukaryota; Fungi; Basidiomycota; Agaricomycetes; Boletales; Pisolithaceae. The coding region runs from base 1 to 960 and encodes 319 amino acids.
AUGCACAACUUGGGCAACUUGGGGCCAAGACUGAGUUGGAUUCGACAGCGUUAUGUGCUGAGGCGAAACGCGGAGGUCCUGCGAACCCCUAACAAUCACAUGGUGGCGGGGUCAUAUCGGCAAUCGAAGCUCCACAAGAAGGAAAUUUGGCUGUAUGAUCGGGACUCCAACGUCCACGGCAUAGAUAGCCAGACACCGCACGCGCGGUCAGGACAGCCCAUCCUCGAAGAAGCUGAAGUGCCGCCCCCUUCGAAGGCUUGGUCUUCCUUCCUCUCUCACCUUUCAAACCAGUGGACCCACUGCGCUUCUUACCGGUUCGGAACGAGCUGUGCCUCUGAAUCGAAUAACUGGUGGACUUGGGGGCCUGGGUCGACCAUUCUGGAACGCUCCGGUGCACAUAUUAUGGCCUACCACCACAGCUACACGAGGAUCAGCGUAAUAGGUUUUGGUGUCCUCGUAUGGGAGUUUCUCGACUGCCAGUUGAGGCUGUUCAGACUUAGCCGGAAAGAAAUAAAUAGCGUUACGGCACAUGUCAGGGUUGUGUGGCAGCAGAUGGAUCGACAAGUCAGAAAUUUGGACCUGUUUGGAAGCUAUAAUGAAAUGUUUUUGCUGUUGCGGCAUCCCUGGCAUGAAAGUGUGGCGCAAAGCGGUGAAUACAGCAAUGUUUGGGAUGUACGCAGAACAAUGAUGGUGAAGAAAAUGGAUCAAGUGACUGGCGGGUAUACCGUAUACGAUUCAACGGGGUUCUGGAAACUUCAUCGACAGGAGACAGAGGGAACAUGCACAUACAUAUUCGCUGUCAUCCCGUGUCCUAUCACUGAUCGGUCACCGUGGCUCAGCCAUGCGCCAUGUUGCAAUCCUCGAGCCUGGAGACUUCAGGCAUCUGACACACCGUGUAAGUUCUCAAAAACAAUGGGAAGCGACGACGCGAGGCCGCCGUCAGUGCUAUUGCAAGUCUGAUC